CACAGUGAUCGGUGCUCGACGUCUUCCCUCUCCAUUACCUACCAGUUACGAGAAAAAAUGUCUGACGGUGAGGGAUUUUAUUCUUCCGAGGAAGAACUGCCACGGCGUCGUCCCGUGAAGCCUGCAGCGCUGAGCGCCGCGCCGAGCACGUCUACUGCUCCCGCCCCAACUCCAUCCGGCUCAAGGAAGCGGAAGACUAAAGCUUCCGAAUCCGCUUCCGAAAGUAGAGCAGCAAUCAAUAAGGGCAAACAAAAAAUUGACCUGGCGACAUACAAUCGUCGCAAAGCAACUGUGGCGGCGCUGUUCGGUGGGUCGGAUGACGAGGCGGAGGCUGCAGCGGCACUGAACAACCCGAUUCAAGAGCUGGAGAGCAGCUUAACCCGAAAAGUUGGGGAUGGGUCGUUGCGGCGAACCGCAAAAUUAGACGGAAGCCUGUUCUGCGAACUUCGUGUUUACGAAGUUCGCGAUAUUAAAAACAUAUCCCCACGGGACCGGUGGACCAAAGCGUACACCAGUCUUAAGUAUCAAUUCGAUUAUGAUAGUCCGGAAUGGACUAACAUAAUUGAUUUCAUUCGGGUUGCGAAGACCCGAUUUACACAGGAGCCAAUAUACUAUCCGAAUAAGAAGUAAAUCUUAGUUGGAUAGUAUAUGUUUCAGAAAAUCGAAUUAAAGUUAAUCGUCUUUAAAAAUAAAAACUACAAAAUAUGUUUAAAUUAUUAAAUAUUGUUCGUUGCUAAUUUAUUUAAUUUAAAUAUUAAUUAAAUUUUACCUUACAUAUUUUACAGAUACCUAAUAUUUUUUAUCGAUGAUUAACUUUAUUUAGGCUUUCUGAAACCGGCACCUAACUAGGUUAUAGCGGUAUACCAAAUACCUUAUUUUUAACUACUUUAUCUUACUGAAAAUAUAUAAUAAAAUAUAAUAUAACUUAAUAAGUAAAGUGUUAAUUAUUUACUUAUUCAACAAUGGUUAACCCCAGUAAAAAUAUUUUCUGCUCAGUGUGCGAACAAUUAGUAAAAAGUAAAGCCUUUUCAGCUCACUUAAAAAGCAUAGCUCAUAAAAAUAAUACCCGAGUUGAAGCGGAGGAGUGUAUAGAAAAAAUUAAUUCAGCAUUUCGUUCACGAAUUGCUUCGUAUCGAGUGUACGAUUCCCGCAGAACCAAACAUCCCGCCCCCGUGCCCGCAGCCCGCCCCGGGCGUGCGCAAGCGCAGGUGUGUGCUCCUGAAAGCCACCCUGUAAUGCCGGCACCGUUUUUGCGUGUCAUCGCUGGUAAAGUUCAGCGACUAUUGAAUGCGGCUCUUGCUACGCAUCAAAGUGUUAAAAUUAACUUUGAACUAUUUGCAAAUUUUUAUCUACCUAAAAAUGAUACUUCCGAGGUUAAGUCUUUUGCCACUGAAAAUAGGUGCAUCCACAGCAAUUAUGAUUUCAAAACUAUAUUCAAUGAGAUGUGCGACGUAAUUCUAAAAAAAGUUGACGAGUUCCAGGAACGCGAUAGUGGGUGGUCAUUGCUUGAUACACUUUAUUUAGAGGUAAAUAUUAAUAAAUAUAUUCCUCUUCGUGCGUCUGGCUUUAUUGAUCUACCAAAAAGCAUAAAAAGUAAGAAAGCUUGCAUCAAUGUGAACAAUAAUGAUAGUUUUUGUUUUCUUUGGUGCAUAAUGGCAGCUCUUUUUCCGGCGAAAUGUAACGCAAACCGAACAAAAUCAUAUCCACAUUUUUGUACCGUUCUAAAUACGCAUGGAAUGACAUUUCCAGUCAGCUUUACCGACAUAAAAUUAUUUGAAAAAAAUAAUAAAAUUAGUGUCAACGUUUAUGGGUUAAAAAAAUGUAAUGUUGUUGGCCCGCUAUACAAGUCAAGUGCCCGCCAAGCGGUUCACGUAAAUCUUUUAUUGCUUGAAAAUAAGAAUACGUUACAUUAUUGUUUAAUAAAAGAUUUGAAUAAACUCUUACGUUCGCAAUUAACCAAACACCAUGGAAAAGUUUACUUUUGCGAUGAGUGUUUGAUAUGUUUUGAUUCCGAGGAACGAUUGACCUUGCAUAGUUGUGGAGGCGUCGCGACAGUUCUGCCGACUGAAGGCGCAAUACUCGAGUUUAAGCACUACGAACGCUUACAAAAAAUGCCUUUUGUUAUUUAUGCUGAUUUUGAAACUUUGUUGGAGCCGUGUUCAACAAUACCAGAUUCGAAUCAUACACAAAUUACUCACAAGCAUAUACCGAGUGCUUUUUCUUAUUACAUAACUUGUUCAUACGAUAAUAAUUUCAAUAAAUUAAUGUUUUAUCGCGGUAAAGAUUGUGUCGAUAUGUUUAUAAGUUUUCUUCAAAAUGAUAUAACAGAAAUUUAUAAAGUCCUCUCUAGACCUAUAGCACUGGUAAUGACUGACACGGAUCAAUUAAAUUUUGAUACGUCACAUCAAUGCUGUAUAUGUGAGAAACCGUUAGUAGAAGACCGAGUGAGGGAUCACUGUCACUUAACAGGUAAAUACAGAGGAGCAGCGCAUUCGUAUUGUAAUUUGCGCUACAAACUCCCUAAAUUUAUUCCUGUAUUUUUUCACAAUCUGUCUGGGUACGAUAGCCACUUGUUUAUACGACAUUUGGGAUCUAUUCCAGGUAAAAUUAAGGUUAUAGCAAGAAACAAGGAAAACUACAUAUCGUUUACUAAAAUAUUUCAAAUGACAGAUUCAGAAAAUAUUGCUGUGAGAUUUGUUGAUUCCUUUAGCUUUUUGCCUUCUAGUUUGGACAAGCUUUCAAACACUUUAGCUGAUGAACAGUUUAAGCAUUUAAAUCAAAUUUGUAAAAAUAAAUCCGAGUUCAAUCUUCUUAGACGAAAAGGUGUCUAUCCCUACGAUUAUAUGACCACGUGGUCAGCCUAUGAUGAGACAAAACUUCCACCGCAAGAAUUAUUUUUCAAUAAGUUAAACAAUUCAUCGUUAUCAAUCGAUGACUAUAAACAUGCAAAAAAUAUAUGCUGCACAUUUAAUAUAAAUAAUUUAGGAGAAUAUACAGAUUUAUAUGUAAAGACAGACGUGUUGUUAUUAGCAGACGUUUUUGAAAAUUUUCGCACAACAUGUAUAAAAAAUUAUAAGUUAGAUCCGGCUUUUUAUUUGACUUCACCAAGCUAUAGUUUUGACGCUAUGCUUUUAAAAACACGAGUUAAUUUGGAGCUCAUCCAUGACUUAGAAAUUAUUAGGAUGCUUCAAAGUGGUAUUCGUGGUGGUGUGUGUUUGUGUACAACCAGACACGCUAAAGCUAAUAAUAAGUAUCAACAUAGUUAUGACCCAAAACUUCCAUCAAACUUUUUAGUUUACCUUGAUUGUAAUAACCUAUACGGAUAUGCAAUGUGCCAAAGUUUACCUCACUCAGGAUUCAAAAUGUUAAGUAAAUUUGAAAUAGAUGGAUUGAACAUAUUAGAUAUAGCAGAUGAUGCCGCAUAUGGAUAUAUUUUGGAGGUUGAUUUAGAAUAUCCAGAUUAUCUCCAUGACUCUCACAAUGAUUUGCCCUUUUGUGCACAAAAGUUUGCACCACCGGGUUCAGUGUCAAAAAAAUUAAUUCCAAAUUUAUAUGAUAAAUUUCAUUACGUGAUUCAUUACAUACACUUGAAAAAUUGUAUUAAACAUGGUUUAGUACUGAAAAAAAUCCAUAAAGUAAUUAAAUUUAAACAAGGGGCAUAUCUUAAGGACUAUAUGGAUCUAAAUACUAAUCUUAGACAAAAAGCUAAAUCUUCUUUUGAACAAGAUUUAUUUAAGCUCCUUAACAAUAGCAUUUUCGGAAAGACUUUAGAAGAUACCGAAAGAAGAAUUGACAUCAAGUUAGUUACUAAAUGGUCGGAUAACUGCAAUAAAACAAAAAAAAACUACACCGCGGAUAGAUUAAUAUCAAGACCUAAUUUUAAAAAUUGCACUAUAUUUACAGAAAAUUUUGUAGCUGUUCAAAUGAAACCAGAGAGAGUUAUAUUAGAUAAACCAAUUUAUAUUGGGUUUUCGGUGUUGGAAAUAUCUAAAAGUCAUUUAUACACUUUUCAUUAUUCUAUUUUGAAACCAUUUUACGGUGAAAGACUAAGAUUGUGUUAUACCGAUACAGAUAGUCUUCUUUACUCGAUUAAAACGGACGACUUUUAUUCAGAUGUAAAAUAUAAUUUUCUAGAAUAUUUUGACACCAGUAAUUAUUCAAUUGAUAAUACUUACAAUGUACCACAGUUAAAUAAAAAAGUUCCUGGAUUAUUUAAAGAUGAACUAGGAGGAAAAAUACUUUCAGAAUUUGUUGGAUUACGUUCGAAACUGUAUUGUAUUAAGACUGAGGACGCUGAAAUAAAGAAAGCAAAAGGCGCUAAGAAAUGCGUGGUAAAAGAUUUAUGUCUAAAUGAUUAUAAUAAUGUUUUGCUUGGUAAAAUACAAUUGCGAAAAAAACAAAUACUUUUUAAAUCAUUGAAGCAUCAAAUUUUUACUCAAGAAGUAAAAAAAAUUGUGUUGUCCCAUGAUGAUGAUAAAAAAUUUAUUCUAAAAGAUAAAAUAUCAACAUUGUCUUGGGGACAUUAUUCCAUUAUUUGAAUUAUCGAGAAUGACUGGUAUAUUGAUAUCACAUUAUGUUCAUCCAAAUAGUAUUACUAUCAUCACUUGUCUGUCAGAAGACGCUGAUUUUUAUCCACAACUUCAGUUUCGAAAUGAAAAUGAAUCAUUAUUUAUGUGUUAUUCUGAGUGGCAAAAAAUUUAUAAAUCAAUUAAAGAGAAACAACUAUGUAACAAUAAACAGUAUUUUAAUUUUCCCUUUUAUACUUUUCUACACUGUGAUAAACGUUGUUCAGAUGAAUUUGUAAUUUUACUGGUAGAUGCUUUAAAAUUGUUUGCGCACUGUGUAGACGCGAGACUUAAGAUGUUACACUAUGAACGCAUAAAAGCAUAUAAAUUUAUUUUGAAGAUUGAAUGUAUUUUUGAAAAAUGUUAUAUACCGAUAGAAAAUAUUUCUAGUGUUUUAUAUUAUUAUGCUGAUAGUUUAUCUCUUGUGGAAAUGGAACUUGUGACACUGUGUAUUGAUUAUUUCACUAAAUGCUAUUUACGUUUUCAAUUGUAGGUACCUAUGUAAUACUAACCAAUAAGAUAAGUAAGUAGUAUAAGUUAAAGCUAAGGUAAAGUUAUUUUUACCUUAUAAUAUAAUAAAUAAAGUUAAUAUUUAAUA
This is a messenger RNA of Plutella xylostella (diamondback moth), 5163 nucleotides long. RefSeq lists its product as uncharacterized. NCBI's taxonomy places the organism in Eukaryota, Metazoa, Arthropoda, Insecta, Lepidoptera, Plutellidae. The record is from RefSeq and is a predicted model, not a curated record.